This is a messenger RNA of Chara braunii, 1675 nucleotides long. NCBI's taxonomy places the organism in Eukaryota, Viridiplantae, Streptophyta, Charophyceae, Charales, Characeae. The record is from the annotation of a GenBank genome assembly.
GUCCCCAGUGUCUGGAAACUGACCCUCACUGCGUAGGGAGUUGAGAUUCUGACAUGCGAGACGAGGCCACCCUGAGGUUUGAUCAAGUGCCAGUAGAUUCGCACUUGUCUGCGAUGACUUCGUUUCCCGUUGCCGAGGAGAGUCCAUCCCGCCGUGCGCAGCAGAGGUCUCCUGUGCUCAACACCUUGCUCCUGAAAGAGGGCGCGUCUUCRUUUUGCCUGGAGGGCGGGAUGCCUGCAUUGCGAAGGAGCGAAGGUGCGACCUUCGGUUCCCUCGGCUCGGGCGACCGCCACAAACUUCGAAUACAUUCGGAUUUGCUGACGUCGCCCUCCGCCAUAAGUGCUCCUCACGCAACAGUUYCGCGGGGCCAAGAAAAUGUCACUUCCUGYCCCCCGYAUCKUCAGUUGGACACAGGGUUGCCYUGCUCGCCUUCGUUCUCAUGUGUYGAGACUCGAGACCUGCGGUCUCGCGAYGUGCUGGAGGGGCCCGCUGCAGGAGUGUUGGAGACCGGGGGUAGCGAGCACGAACGUCACACUCCUGGGGAAGAGGAGCGCUCUCCGGGAACGCGUGCUGUACAUCGGGAAGGAGAGACUCAACGUUGGCAGUCUCGCAACGUGUUGGAGACCGGGGGUAGCGAGUGUGAACGUCGUGCUUCGGAGGGUGCGUCCGUGGACACUGACAACGAGAGUGCAGGAGCUCCGCGGGAAACGCAUGCUUUACAGCAGGGAGAGGAGACUCGAUAUGGGCCGGCUCGUGAAGACGUGAAGUGGCUCCACGCACGAGCGCUGGUGAUCGGGACGUCCGAAGAGGUUUUGCACAGUCGUUCGGCUGUGGCCACGACGCGAGAGGGUGUCGUUAAGGGAGGUAAGUGGACGUCCGUGCAAGCUCCCGUUCUUGGCGAUGAUGAAGACGAAGAAGAACCAGUGGUGGAAGCUCGGGUUCAUGGCGAUGAGAAAGGCGGAGAACCCGUGGGUGUCGUUAAGGGAGGUCAGUGGACGUCCAUGCAAGCUCCCGUUCUUGGCGACGAUGAAGACGAAGAAGAACCCGCGGUGGAAGCUCGGGUUCAUGGCGAUGAGAAAGUCGGAGAACCCAUGGUGGAAGGCGGUGAGGUGACUGUCGACAUCCGGACGGAUCCACAGCGGAAAGAUGGUGAUUCUUCGCCCACCCAUUGGGGUGAAGAACAGGGUUGUCGACCGUCUGUCCUAAGCACCGCUUGGGGAAUGGUGCUUCAUGAAGCCAUAGAGUUGGGUGACGACUCGGCAGCCACCGAGGUGGUUGGCGACUCAGGCGUGGCCGAGAUGCAGAACGUCGAAUCCUCCGAGGAAGGCGGUGAGGUGGCCGUCAGCAUCAAGAUGGAUCCAGAGCGGAAAGAUCAUGAUUCUCCGUCCACCCAUUGCGUUGCCGAACAGGGUGAUCGAGCAUCUGUCCUCAAUACCGGUCGGGAAAUGGUGCUUCAUGAAGCCAUCGACUUGCCAAGCGACUUAGCUGCCACCAAGCUGGUUCACGACACAGCCGUGGCCGAGGUCCAGAACCUCGAAUCGUCCGUGGACGUUAGCGCAGUGGCGCGACAGGAGGGUCAGUUCCCUCAAUGGGCUCCCGAGCACAGUAAGAUUUGUGAAUAGGAGCACUCGCAUAUCUGUCACUAACCAGCUCUGUGUUCGUCCAAAUUGAUGUC